Molecule: messenger RNA, 2018 nt
Organism: Polyodon spathula (Mississippi paddlefish)
Lineage: Eukaryota; Metazoa; Chordata; Actinopteri; Acipenseriformes; Polyodontidae
Product: pre-mRNA-splicing factor ISY1 homolog
Exons: 11
Coding region: 71-928 (285 amino acids)
Biological process (GO): mRNA 3'-splice site recognition; generation of catalytic spliceosome for second transesterification step
Cellular component (GO): catalytic step 2 spliceosome; post-mRNA release spliceosomal complex; Prp19 complex
Source: RefSeq, a predicted model, not a curated record
UUUUCAUUCAGCGUGGGGAACUUGGAAGAAGCGUCGCAGGAUUCGCUGUGCUGUGCGUUGAAUAGCGAAUAUGGCUCGAAAUGCUGAAAAGGCGAUGACAGCCCUAGCGAGAUUUCGCCAGGCUCAACUCGAAGAUGGAAAAGUUAAGGAGAGGAGGCCUUUUCUUGCUUCAGAAUGCAACGAGUUACCGAAAGCAGAAAGAUGGAGAAGACAGAUAAUCAGUGAAAUUUCUAAAAAGGUUGCACAGAUUCAAAAUGCCGGCUUGGGGGAGUUUAAGAUACGGGACGUUAACGAUGAAAUCAAUAAGCUUCUCCGAGAGAAGGGACAUUGGGAAAUUCGGAUUAAGGAGCUGGGAGGUCCUGAUUAUGCAAGAGUUGGACCUAGGAUGCUGGAUCAUGAAGGGAAAGAGGUGCCAGGAAACAGAGGCUACAAAUACUUUGGUGCUGCCAGAGAUCUACCAGGGGUUCGGGAGCUCUUUGAGAAAGAGCCACUCCCUCCUCCAAGGAAGACUCGUGGAGAGCUUAUGAAAGAUAUUGAUGCAGAAUAUUAUGGCUACAGAGAUGAAGAUGAUGGUGUUUUAGUGCCUUUGGAACAGGAAUAUGAGAAACAAGUCUUAGCUGAGGCUGUGGAGAGAUGGAAGGCAGAGAAGGAGGCUCGCCUGGCCGGGGAAGAAGCAGGGGACAAGGAGGAAGUGGAGGAGGAAGAAUAUAUUUACGCGGUUCAAGAGGAUAUGUCUGAUGAAGAAACUGGCGAACCUCUGGAAGGCGAGGAAGGAUCACAGAAAUUUAUAGCGCAUGUCCCAGUGCCCUCCCAGAAAGAGAUUGAAGAGGCCCUGGUCAGAAGGAAGAAGAUGGAGCUGCUGCAGAAAUAUGCCAGUGAAACUCUAAUGGCACAAAGUGAAGAAGCGAAGACACUUCUAGGAUUGUAGCAUCAGCAGCCAGUGGAUGGGUGGAACAUGUUUGUUCUGCAAUUAUGUGUCAGACUUUUAUGAAAGAAGAUUGGCUUUAAUACCUCUGGGGUCAAAGACUGUUGGCAACAUAACUCUUGUUGUAUGUCCCCCACAGGAACUCGGGUUUCAUUGGAAAGCUACAUAAUGGGAUAAAAUGUUGUGUCAUUAGCUCUAUUGACAUAGGUACCAGUGAAGCCAACCACUUACGUUGCACCGCAAACAUCUCACAAAAUAUUGUACAUAACAAGUUUUGUUUUUUCGUUUUGUAAUAGGAAAUACUUUUGUGGAUCAUUUUAGUAAACUUAUUUUGUAAAGAAAAAAACAAUUAAAACAAUUUUAUUUGUUUUAAAAGCAUGUCGUCUUCUCUCAUAAAGAGUAAAAACUAGACAUCAACUAGAAUAUUAGGAUUGAAACUUCAUUUAAAAUAAUAUAUUAACAUAUCACUAUUCAGCAGGUUUCAUUCAACUUUACGAAGGAAAAUUAGUUAAUUCUAUAGGGUGAUGCAAAACUUUUGUCUAGAGUUGCACAGAUUCUAUUGGAUUUUGUAUGACUGUUGAAGUGUUUGUUUUGGUUCAGUGACCCCUCUAUAGUUACCAAGGUGCUGAUGCUAAGAUACAAAUCUGCUGCCCUUGGAGCUGUUAUCACAGAUUGGAAGAUAAGAGGCUGAUAGCAUCUGUCAAAAUGCAGGGUACACCAAUGAUGAACUGGAUGUAAAUGGUAUUUACAUUUCACUUUGGACCCUUCAUACGCUACAUUAACACAGCAUGGUUCAAUAACUACGUGUACGGUAAUUACAUCUUUGCUGUAUGCAUUUGAAUGCUAUGCCAUCUGAUUCUUAAAGAAAUGUAUUUAUAAAUGCAUACAUUGUAUUACUGGAAACAGCAUAGGAAUGUUUUAACAAGCACCAUUUGGAAUGUACCUGCGGGGCCUGUAUCGUACUGGACCAAACCGAAAUAACAAAACUUCUUUAGCACAUACAGGGGAAGGUCCAAAAUAUCUGAAAAACUUGAACUAUGAAACACUGUUGUGUAAUGUGUCUUGCUUCACAUGAAGGAUUAGUUUGUUAUUC